AGUAAGAAAUUAGUUGUACACACAGGAAAACGGUGAGUGAAGGUACAGAUGACUGCAGCGCACCAUGGCAACAAGUUCAGCUGAAAACUUUAGCUAUCAGCCUUUUAAAUGUUUAGAGAUUAGAUACACAACUCUCUUGUUGAUGGCUUGUUGUGCAUCAGGAGCAAUCGGAAAACAAAUUGUCCAAGAGGAUCAUUUAGGCAAACAUAACCAUGAACAUAAUGCAAAUAUGUUCCUUGUUUCAGAGGACAAAGAUGAAAUACAGAAACUCAGCCCAUCUGAGCAGCGAAAGCGACUGGUGGAGAUAGUGAAGAAGAUUGACACCAACUCUGAUAAAUACUUGACUCCAGAGGAAAUCACAUUAUGGAUACAGAGGGUGUACAGGACAUAUGCGUUGGAUGAUGCUGAGGAACGCUUCCCUGAGUUUGACUCCAACAAUGAUGGUCUGGUAUCUUGGGACGAAUACAAUAUGGUCUUGCAUGGUCAUACUGUGGAAGUUGAUGUAGAUGCUGUUCUUGAAGACCCCGAGGAGGAGUCUCUCAGAUUUCUCCAUGCAAAGGAAAAAAGACGUUUUGACUUUGCCGAUAUGGAUGGCUCAGAUGCCUUGAACUUAACUGAGUUCCUUGCGUUUACUCAUCCGUCUGAAGUGGACCACAUGGCUGAUUUUGCCAUUGAAGAUGUGCUUUCUGAAUAUGACUUGGAUAAAGAUGGAUUCAUCUGCUUGAGUGAAUUCAUUGGAGAUCUCAGAGCAAAUGAGCAGGAAGAGCCCUCGCAGUGGGAGGUUGAGGAAACGGUGCGCUUUAAAGAUCUCUAUGACCAGGAUAAGGAUGGAAAACUCAACAGGGAUGAACAGCUCCGCUGGGUCGCUCCCAACAGCUAUGGCUCGGCACGAGAAGAAGCCAUUCAUCUGAUCAAGGAAAUGGACCAAGAUGGUGAUGGAAGACUCUCGGAAGCAGAGAUUUUAAAAAACCAAGACACUUUCAUGAACAGUGAAGUGACUGAUUACGGCAGACAGCUUCAUGUGCCACAUGAUGAAUUGUAAUAGUUAGAACCUUUUAUAAAUAGCUCUUAUGGUGCCACAAAGAAAGACUACUUGAGUUUUUAAAAGUUCAUUUUUAUUAGAUAACAUGUAACUGGCACACUACUAUUACACAGCCCUGCAUCUUGAUUUGCAAAAAUGAUAUGAUGAACUCAUAAUGAUGCUGAGUUCAAAAAUAUCAAUAAAAACUUUCCACCAUAUAGUUUUUUUUCACAACAUAACAUUCGUUUUAAUGCACAUAUCAACAAGAGGUUUGCUUGUAAUGACAAAAGAGUAUUCAAAAUGAACCAUUUAACUAACAAUCUGCAAAAAAAAAGUAAAAAUAUAUUUAUGCAAGCUUAUAAAUAAGCUUUUUUUUUUUCAUAAAAUCUGUAAUUUUACGUCACGUCUUUGGAUGUACAGUAGUAAAACACCCAAAGAUGUACAGUAGCAGAAAACGUCAGGGUCAUGUUUGCAUUUUCUUCUUUCACAGGCCACAAUUUUAACCUUGAAAUCAGGAUUAGGCAUAAAAUAAUGUUUCCAGAAUCAUUCAUACAAGUGAAAAUCGGCUGAGAAUUGAACAAAUAGUUAUAACCUGGCUCAGUGGAGGAUAGGAAUCAUGUAUUCAUGUCAGUUUAUCUCGUGAUUAAAGGAUAAUACAAGACUUCUUCGCCUUACAAAUGGUUGUCAAAAGCAGAAAUGCUAUGAAAAGCACAUUUUAUGAGAAAGUGGGACAUGCUAGAGCAAAACGAGCACUAUUUUUGAAAUCGGCAUCGCAAAAUUAGUAAGAAACACGUAGGAUUGGAUUUCAUUCAGCUAAUAUGAUGCAGGGUGGUGUUGUCUAGUGAAAUAGAUUAACUAUUGAGAAAUUGUAUUUUGUUUGAACUAAGCUGUAUUAGAUGCACUUUUCUUUUGGCCCUCUCUAUAUAAAAUCCGUAGCUAUCACACACAGUUGCUGUGCUGUCGCUUGGAGUCAAAAGAUAUUCAAAUCAAUUUAACUGCUACCACCUCGCUAUUUCUGCAGUUAUGAAGAAACAACUCAACUCAACUCUGCUUAGAUUUCGAUGGCUUUGUUUGCUCCAAAUCUCUUUGACACCUAAAGACUGACUCUUUAAUAUUUUCCAAAAGCCCACUGUUUGAGAUGUUCCAUCCUAUCUAGUAUUCAAAUGGCUGCUGAGUGCAUGCGUAUUAUCUGUCGGCCAUGCUCUCUGUGGUCAAUGACAUAUAGGAGAGAGCUUCCUCAUCUCAGUCAAACCUGAGCACUACGGGUGUACUGUGAACAGUGGUUUCCCUGCGUAUGGUAUUGUCAGUUCUUUCAUUUUUCUUCAUUCCGGUUUUGUUUCCUUCUGUGUGCUUGCAACAUUCCUAAAAGCAGCCUGUGAAAUGACACCGUUACAAUUCAAAGAUUCUUUUUGGGUAAGUACAUGACUUGAGCUAUUUUGACAGAUUAGAUUGAACGUUGUUGUCUGUUAGGGCUGACAUGACUGAGGUUAACAAUACUGCAUAUAGUAAUGUGUCUUUACCUUCCAAUAAUACACUAGCAUCACAAUACCCUUGGUCCACUUAUCAAAUCUCAGAAUUUUUUGUGCACUGCCAUUCUCGUUCAUUUGUAUCAGGAAUUACUGUUUCUUUAAAUAAGACACUGAUGGUAUUUCAAACUAAGAAUGAUUUUUUGUUUUUUUAAGAUUUUGAUGUAAGAUUUUUAGGAAUAGGAUUUUUGCCUUUUUUAACAAAAAAUACUUCUCUACAUUUGAGGGUUGAGGGUUUAUAUUUAGACAUCCUCAUAUUGUGUCAUGGAGAUGAUCUGUGGGCUUCCUGUUGAGCGUUUGACUGUGUGCCCACUCUAUCCUCUUUUUAGCUUUGAUCUUGUAUUGUCAGAGCAUCUAUCUACAAAGCAGCUUCUGGGUUGAUUUGCCUGUCAAACCAUGCUAGUGCUGUUCAGUGUUGAAGGUGCAUGUAAAAUAUAUUCUAUAGUUAUGUAAAAAUAGUACUAUUGUUUUCUUUCUGUUGAAAAUGUAAGAUUGUUGAGAUAAACGAAGGAGCGUUCCAUGUUAA
This is a messenger RNA of Sinocyclocheilus rhinocerous, 3073 nucleotides long. Its product is annotated as reticulocalbin-2-like. Gene Ontology annotation, molecular function: calcium ion binding. The record is from RefSeq and is a predicted model, not a curated record. Bases 65 to 1042 code for a protein of 325 amino acids. Lineage: Eukaryota; Metazoa; Chordata; Actinopteri; Cypriniformes; Cyprinidae. The transcript is spliced from 8 exons. Gene Ontology annotation, cellular component: endoplasmic reticulum.